UCUCCUUCCCUCGGAGCCGGGGAUCACCCUACCCAGCGUCCGUGCAAGCGAGAAAUAUAAAACGCGCUAUUGUGUCGGCGUCUUUUUAUAACUUGUUCUUUUUCUCCCGCCGCGAAACGUGCUUCGACCAGACGGCGAGCAGCCGUUGCCUCUCCGUCGUUGUUCGGACCUGCCUUUCGUUUGGUCGCCUACGAGAACGCCGGCAGGUAGAAGCAAAGGUGAAUCGACCAUGGCGAAGUGCCCCAUCGUGACGUUGGCUGAUGGCAAUAAGAUUCCGGCGCUCGGCCUUGGAACCUGGAAGUCGGCCCCCUCCCAAGUCUAUGAGGCCGUGAAGGAGGCUAUCCGCAUCGGCUACCGGCACAUUGACUGUGCGCUCGUCUACCUCAAUGAGCCCGAAGUGGGACGCGCCAUUUCGCACGCCAUCAAGGAAGGCCUUAUCAGCAGGGAAGAGCUCUUCAUCACCAGCAAGUGCUGGAACUCGUUUCACAGUAAACAAAAAGUUGUGGAAUGCUGCAACAGGAGUAUGCGGGCGUUGGGAGUUGAUUAUAUUGACCUCUACUUGGUUCACUGGCCUCAAGCGUACAAGGAGGACGGCGACCUCUUCCCGAAAGACGAAAAUGGCGACAUCCAGCUGGCCGACAUUGAUUACCUGGAGACCUGGGAGGGCAUGGAAGAAUGCAAGAGGAAAGGCCUGGUGCGCUCUAUCGGUGUGUCCAACUUCAACUCGGAACAAAUCACUCGCCUCGUCAAGUCAUGCCAGAUAAAGCCAGUGAUGAACCAGAUCGAGUGUCAUCCUUACUUGCCACAGAAGAAGCUCAUUGCUCUAUGUGCAGACUUUCAGAUCAAAACUACUGCGUACAGCCCGCUGGGUUCACCUGACCGGCCUUGGGCACCCAAGGGGGAGAAGACUUUGAUGGAAGACGAGACGGUGAAGGCGAUCGCCAAGAAGCAUGGCGUCACGGCGGCUCAGGUGCUUAUCCGCUAUCCAAUCGAACGAGGUCUCAUCAGCAUCCCAAAGAGUACAAACAAGGAAAGGAUCGCGGAGAACUUUAAGGUUUUAAGCUUUUCGCUUGACCCUGCUGACGUGGAAGCUCUGAACGGUCUUGACAGGAACUUCAGGGCGUGCGUACUGGACGCGGAUGUAAGCAGCAAGUACUACCCAUUCAACAUCCCCUACUAGAGCCAGGCAACGCCAGGUUCAUCUGUUAGGUUACAUUAAAGGCUGAAGUUCUCACUUUCA
Dermacentor silvarum is the source of this 1240-nucleotide messenger RNA. Its product is annotated as aldo-keto reductase family 1 member B1. The transcript is spliced from 11 exons. NCBI's taxonomy places the organism in Eukaryota, Metazoa, Arthropoda, Arachnida, Ixodida, Ixodidae. Gene Ontology annotation, molecular function: aldose reductase (NADPH) activity. Gene Ontology annotation, cellular component: cytosol. The record is from RefSeq and is a predicted model, not a curated record. The coding region runs from base 230 to 1180 and encodes 316 amino acids.